Messenger RNA from Amborella trichopoda, 1002 nucleotides. The record is from RefSeq and is a predicted model, not a curated record. NCBI's taxonomy places the organism in Eukaryota, Viridiplantae, Streptophyta, Magnoliopsida, Amborellales, Amborellaceae.
AUGGAUCCGUCCGAGUUUCGUAGAUAUCUUGCUGCAUGUUCUGCUGCAUGGAUAGCAACUUGUGUUUGCUACUGGUAUUAUACUACACAAUCGUCAAGUGUGCAAAUUCAUAGUUUAUCACGAACUGGGUCUGAAUUUGUUACAUAUAUAAUGAAUUCAAACCCCCGUAACUGUUUCAAUUUGUUGCGGAUGGAAAGGGAUGCUUUUAAAAAACUAUGUACACUUUUGAGAGCAAAAUCCCUACUUCAUAAUAAGAGAAGUGUGUUGGUAGAAGAACAAGUGGCCACAUUCUUGAACACAGUUGCACAUAAUGAACGUAAUAGGGUGAUGCAAGCUCAAUUUCAACAUUCUGGUCAGACUAUUAGCUAUUAUUUCAAUAAAGUGUUGAAGGCAGUUGUAGCUUUGGGUCCGGAUUUCUUAUUACCCCCUAGCAGAGAAAUACCCGAUUGCAUCUCAAACAAUCCCAUGUUCUAUCCAUAUUUUAAGGAUUGUGUUGGAGUAAUCGAUGGAACACACAUACCAGCUUGGGUUGGGAGCAACACAAACAAAAGAUUCCGUAAUAAAAAGGGUGAACAAUCCCAAAAUGUAUUGGCUGCUGUCUCAUUUGAUAGGUGUUUCCAAUACGUACUCGCUGGUUGGGAAGGAUCUGCUGCAGACUCAAGAAUUUUAGAUAGCGCAAUUAACAGAGAGACUAAUCCUUUAAGAGUGCCUCAAGGAAAGUACUACCUCGUGGAUGCAAGUUAUCUCAAUAUGCAUGGUUUUAUUGCCCCAUAUCCUAAUGUUGAAUGUCAAUUUAAUGAAAUCAUGGAUACUCAAGCUCCGAGGGCGCUACAAGAGUUAUUUAAUCAUCGGCAUUUGUCAUUGUGGAACAUUGUUGAACGCACAUUUGGAUUAUGGAAAGCACGCUUUCCUAUCCUAAAGAACCAAUCUCGCUAUCCUUUUGAUACACAGUUUCCUGUAGUUCUCUUUCAAUCAAAAGGGGAUGAGGAAAUAUUUGUCUGA